AAAAAUGUUAAAACCUGGCGGUCAAUUUUUCGCAUAUAUGAUUGUGAACAAAUGUUUUUAUAACGAGAUAUUAAUAGAGCAACGAAACGAAAAAGAUAAACCUUGGUGGAAAUAUAUUAACGAUAAACCAAAUCAAUUUGUUGAUUACGGAUCUAAACCAACCGAUUUUAUUGCUGAUGUUCUUCACAAAGCUGGAUUAGAAACAAUUAAAAUUAAUUGUGAACGUAAAUAUUCUACAUUUUCCAACAUACAAACUAUUAAAGGUACUAUUGGAACGAUAAAUCCAUAUUCUAAUUUUAUCCCAGAAUCAAUGAGAAAUGAUUACAUGGAAGAUUAUCUCAAUAAAGCCAUGAAAUAUGUUCAAGUAGAUAGUGAUGGAAAUUAUUAUUUCUUUUUGGAUGUUCUUAGCGUUCUUGCUAAAAAAGUUUAAAACCGAAAAUCGUAUAAAAUAUCUUC
This is a messenger RNA of Onthophagus taurus, 456 nucleotides long. RefSeq names its product juvenile hormone acid O-methyltransferase-like. NCBI's taxonomy places the organism in Eukaryota, Metazoa, Arthropoda, Insecta, Coleoptera, Scarabaeidae. The record is from RefSeq and is a predicted model, not a curated record.